UCGCCACAAGCUCAAGGGCCAAUGUGACGGAGAUGAGCACCGAGGCCACGCGCAGCUUUAGCGUAUGCCCUCAACUCAACUUUUUCAUCCAUCUGCCAUGAGUCCUUCCCUGUCCACCUCAUCCAUCCGCUCGCCUCAGCCAGGACAGACGGUCAAAGCGUUCAUCCACCACUACAGGGAUGGACUAAGUUUUUACAUGUAUUUUUUUACGGGAAUUAUGAUAUCUAGUCAAGAGGAACUAACCGGCGUUGAAGUUUGUAGCAAAGUGUAAAGUUGUAUUUGUUCUGCGUCGCGUCGGUGCGCUUCCCGUCCCCGCUAUCUUGAUGGGAUGGUUUGGAACUGCUUUUGUUUAUCUCAGCGCACGACGCCGCCCUCCCCUUAUCCGCCUCACACCUCAUUUUCCUACUAAUCCUUUUUUUCCUGUGCGGCACGCCCUCUCCAUCCCCGCGCCGCCCUUUCCCGACUCCCCGAUUCUUCCCUCACCCCAGCCAGGUAUCUCCCAGCCCCCCCAGUAGGUGUAUCUCUCGUUAUCAUCAAGUUAUGUCUCGAGGUGUUCCCAGGCAAGGCUCCACACUUAGGCUCCGUCAGUUGUAUAUUUCCCGCGACCUCCCACACGGGCGGCUGAGGCAGAAGGCAGCAGCAGCGGGCCAGACGGGCAUCCCUGCUAUGCCUCUCGGACUUAGUCUCCGCCUCAACCCUCGCGUCGCGGCCGGUCAUCUCAGUGUGGCUCGUUGGCCCGAAUAGAACGGACGUGGGUGCGUGCUCGGUCCUCGCUGCGGCCUGGCUGAGGUGUGCGUCGCUAGUCUGGCACUUGCGCAUGAGCGACGAGACGUGUGUGGGCGACGACUGACAAGCUGCUGGUGCUGACGCAUGCACUGCUGACGAUGCUGUGAUUCUAAUACCGCUUUAUUACGCUGUGAAGGACGAUGGUGUGAGGGUUAGUGGAUGAUAGUGGCUCUGAGAGGGAGCAAAACAGACGCGAGUGUGACCAUGUGGGCGCUCAAGGGACGGACGAUGCUGGUGGUGGUGUGCGUGGUGCUCGUGGUCGUGGCAUUGGUGGAAGGACCAAGAGCCAGCAAACUAAGGCGCCAAGGGCAACGGAGACCCAUCAAAACACACAGACGGCGAUCACAGAACCACGCAGGGGCGCCACUCACUGCAGUGCCCCGUGCCCCGGCCCCUGAACGAGCCCCGCUGUGCCCCGACCAAUUAACUCUGGUGGAGCGAAGGGAACAAGCAAACCUGAUCUUCACGGGCCGGGUCGAGUGGCUGCAGGGGCGGAGGAUGUCUGUGAGCCGCCACUCUGCAGGACCCGAGGGCGUGGCGGGCGGCGUGAUGGUGAAAAGGGUGUUCAAGGGCCCCGCGCGCUUCGCCGGGCAUGUCGUGGAGGUAAUGGGCCUCGGCAGAUGGGGCGUGUGUAACUCUCUGGCUCGGGUGAAGGACACGAAGAUAUUCCUCACCACUUUGGACGACCAAGGGCGCGUCAACCUCAACUCCUCCCUCGUCAGGCUCACGCUCAGGAACCUCAGGACCACGGCAGCCUCGCCCCCGCCCAGGACACCGACAGGUGUGACCACGGCUCGUCCAAGGCAAGUCCUGUCCCUCGCUCUCCCAGCCUCACUCCCCUACGACCCCCUCGCGCCUCUGUGA
This is a messenger RNA of Eriocheir sinensis (Chinese mitten crab), 1650 nucleotides long. RefSeq names its product agrin-like. The record is from RefSeq and is a predicted model, not a curated record. Lineage: Eukaryota; Metazoa; Arthropoda; Malacostraca; Decapoda; Varunidae. Gene Ontology annotation, biological process: G protein-coupled acetylcholine receptor signaling pathway; receptor clustering. The transcript has 3 exons. The coding region runs from base 946 to 1650 and encodes 234 amino acids. Gene Ontology annotation, molecular function: laminin binding.